Harpia harpyja (harpy eagle) is the source of this 9351-nucleotide messenger RNA. It is a transcript of the gene LEPR, whose product is annotated as leptin receptor. The record is from RefSeq and is a predicted model, not a curated record. Lineage: Eukaryota; Metazoa; Chordata; Aves; Accipitriformes; Accipitridae. Gene Ontology annotation, cellular component: external side of plasma membrane; membrane. The transcript has 19 exons. Gene Ontology annotation, biological process: cytokine-mediated signaling pathway. The coding region runs from base 122 to 3583 and encodes 1153 amino acids. Gene Ontology annotation, molecular function: cytokine receptor activity; protein binding.
GAUGCAGCCAGCAGUGCCUGCAGGGAACUAGCAUAUUUCUUCACAACUGGAAUUGUUGUUUCUGCCUUUGGAUUUCCUAUCAUCCUUGCACGGGUUGAAGCGAUCAGCUCUACAAAACAAGAUGUGUUGGCAAAUUGUUCUGACCAUGUUUGUGCUAUUGGACUUUCUUCAAAUGGCAGUUGCCCACUGUAUGGUCCAUCAAAUUGCUCCCAGGAACUUUACAUUACCCUGUAUGCUGCUGAAUGAGACAUUUUUGAGUCCUUUCUCUGCUGGAGUGGUAGAGAGCUGGUCUGGUUUGAGGAGAGACCAUGGAGCAUCCGAAACCAAGCCUCCCUUGCUAAUGAAUGAAGAAAGUUUUCUGUGUUGCCUUUGGAGUGAUAGCGACAUUGAUUGUUCUUUGUACAGAGCAAGCAUGCAAGCAAGGAAUUUUAUUCCUUCAGAAAUAAGUAUCUCUGCUUCUCAGGAAGUAGAUUCAAAUUGGAACAUUGAAUGUUGGAUUCAAGGCAAGCUGGACCUAUUAGUUUGUAGCCUGCGGUUUUUGAAGUUGUACUUGAGAGCUGACAUGAAGGUUAAUCUUUCAUAUGCUGUAUCAGAGCUGUCACUGGGAGAUGUAUCUACGAGCUCUCUAAAGGGGACUGUCAUGGUUGCUGAGUGUGACUGUAGCAAGUAUGACAAAUGUGAGUGCUGCGUGCCUUCUCUGAGACUCAACUACACUUACAUCAUGUGGCUGAAGAUGAUGAUUGGUGUAACACCUCUGUGGUCACCUUUGAUGUCAGUCAAGCCCAUAGACAUAGUAAAGCCUGAACCUCCUUUGAACCUGCAUCUAGAAAUGACAGAGAAAGGUCAAGUGAAGAUCUCCUGGUCUGACCCUGUGCUGAUGCCAUACCCACUUCAGUAUGAAGUGAAGAUCUCUGCAAAUUCAGGUCAAAAUGGUUGGCAGAUGGUUCAAGUUGCUUUAGAAACCUCACUGGCCAUAGACAAUAAACUACUUGAUUCUUCAUACUUAGUUCAAGUGCGGUGCAAGAAUCACCAUGGUCCAGGGUUCUGGAGUGACUGGAGCACACCAUAUGGUCUCAACUUGGGAGCUGAAGUCCUGUACUUCCCUCCCAAGAUACUGACCAGUGUUGGUUCUAACGUUUCCUUUCAUUGCAUCUAUAAAAACAAAACCAAGAUUGUAGUGUCCAAGAAGAUUGUCUGGUGGCUGAAUUUAGCAGAAGAAAUCCCAGAAAGUCAGUAUACGCUUGUGAAUGAUCGCGUAAGCAAAGUUACUCUUUUCAACUUGAAAGCAACAAAACCUAGAGGAAGUUUCUUCUAUAACGCGUUAUACUGUUGUCAUCAAAAUAGGGAAUGUCAUCAUAGAUACGCUGAAUUAUAUGUAGUAGAUGUGAAUAUUAAUAUCACAUGUGAAACGGAUGGGUACUUAACUAAAAUGACUUGUAGAUGGUCUGCAAACCCAAACACAUUGCUCCUGGGGAGUUCCUUGCAGUUAAGAUACUACAGGAGCAGAAUUUAUUGUUCUGACUUUCCAAGUACUUCUCCAAAAUCAGAGGUGAAAGAAUGCCAUUUACAGAAGAAUCAUUCUUACGAGUGCACAUUUCAGCCUAUUUUUCUUUUAUCUGGAUACACCAUGUGGAUAGAGUUUAAGCACUUACUAGGAACACUUGAAUCCUCACCAACUUGUGUUGUUCCAGCAGAUGUGGUGAAGCCGCAUCCCCCUGCCAAUGUUAAAGCAGAAAUCACCAGGAAUGUUGGGCUGCUGAAUGUGAGCUGGACAAACCCAAUAUUUACGAACAAUGAUCUUAAAUUUCAGAUUCGGUAUGCUGUGAACAGGGAAGAAAUUACAUGGGAGGUUUAUGAAAUUUCAAAUGCACCAACAAGAUCAGCUGUGAUAAGAGUUCAGAAACUUUGUGUUGAGUAUGUUGUUCAGGUCCGGUGCAGAGAACUGGGUGGAUCAGGUUACUGGAGCAACUGGAGCAGAUCAGCCUAUACGCUUGUAAAAGAUAUCAAAGCUCCCUUACAAGGCCCUGAAUUUUGGAGAAUUAUUAUUGAAGAUCCGGCAAGGAGGCAGAAGAAUGUUACACUCCUGUGGAAGCCACUGAUGAAGAAUCACUCAUUGUGCAGUGUGAGCCGAUACGUUAUAAAGCAUCAGACAUCAGGAAACACCACGUGGUCAGAAUAUGUUGAUAAUGGCACUACCUGUUCAUUUCCAUGGACUGAACACACACAUACCAUUACAGUUUUAGCCAUGAAUUCGAUUGGAGUUUCUGCAAUUAAUUUUAAUUUAACUCUAUCACAGCAAAUGAGCACAGUGAAUGUUGUGCAGUCGCUUAGCGCUUACCCAGUGAACAGCACUUGUGUGAUUUUGAUUUGGACGCUUUCACCUCAAAUAUAUGUGAUAACAUCUUUUGUUAUCGAAUGGAAGAACCUUAACAGAGAAGAGGAGAUGAAAUGGGUGCGAGUUCCUCCAAAUAUUAGUAAAUACUAUAUUUAUGAUCACUUUAUCUUGAUUGAGAAGUACCAGUUCAGCCUGUACCCUGUGUUUGCUGGAGGAGUUGGCAAAUCCAGAGCAACGGAUCAGUUUACCAAAGGUGGAUAUGAAAAUGAGAAUAAUGCCAGCCUCUAUGUGGUUCUACCAAUAGUUAUUUCAACCUCAGUUCUGCUGCUUGGAGCAUUGCUGGUUUCGCACCAAAGAAUGAAGAAACUGUUUUGGGAAGAUGUUCCAAACCCCAAGAAUUGCUCCUGGGCGCAAGGAGUUAAUUUUCAGAAGCCUGAAACUUUUGAGCAUCUUUUUAUCAAGCACCCCGAAGCAAUGUCAUUUGAGCCUCUUCUUCUGGAACCAGAAAUAGUGCUGGAAGACAUCAGUGUUAUUAAAGUGUUGAAAAAAGAAGACGCACAAGAUUUUUCAGUAAUUGAUUCAAUGUUUACAAAAAUUCAAGACUCUGAACGUGAUUCUGCUUGCUCUAGCAGCCAUUUCAAUAGUAGCAGCUUCUCCGAGAGCUCCCGUGAUGACCAAAUCGGUGGAGAAAUUACAAGGCAGUCCGAUAUUAAAUAUGCUACUAUUAUCAGUAACUCCAGAUCAAGUGGGCUUUACGAACAGAAAAUGACUCUAAGAAGUUGUUUUGAUAGAUGCUUCUUAGCUGAAGAUUCCUUAGUUACAGGUGCUUUCUCAAGUAGCUCUUGGGAGGUGGGAAAUGGGGCAUUCCUCUUAUUACCUGAUCUGCCCGGCAGGCAGCCCAGCAAGACUCUUUCGCUUUCCCUUAUUUCUUCAGAGGGAUUUUCGGAGCCUUCAGAUCAGGAUGACGCUUUCACAGACGGAGAUAGUCCUGAGCGGAGCCUGUAUUACCUAGGGAUAACAUCAUUGGAAAAAAGAGAAAAUGACGUUUUUUUAACAGAAAGUUCCGGGGUGAUGUGUCCGUUCCAUACAACCGAUGUCCUCAAAGAUGUGGGGUUUCUUCAGCAUACACCGCCUAAUUUGAAUGUGUGUAUCCAAAGUAGCCUGAAGUAUAAAGCCAUUGUGCCAUACGUGCCGCAGUUUCAGAUGACUACUGCCAAGGUGCAAGAGACCACAGAGAAAAACUCUUAAGUCAUCACACCACAAUUUGAUACUCUUAAUGGUUUUUUAGGUGUUGAUACCUUCCCCUGUUUUUCCCUACCCUGACUUCUUUCAGGGGCUCUCCUGUUUUGAAGCUGGGUAACUGGUUCUAUAUUUGAGUGCCAGAGUUUUAGUAGGAAGACAUUCCAUUUCUUGACCUAAUUUUCAAAUGUGGGGCCUUCCUUCAGAGAUUGGAUUGUGUUCAAAUUAACCUCUGGUGCCACAUGACCUAUUGUUGAUGCCCGUUAGGUGUAUGUCUGAGCAGCCCCGUGAAGAACCGCAGUUGAAAUUGGACUCGGUGCCGUAGACGUUCAGGUGAGAGGAUGGGACGUGAUCCAGACGCGGUCUGCGCUGACGCCCGGUCAGCUCUGCGCGCUGGGCUGUGGUCUGUCCCCAGGGCAGAGCCGCCGAUUGCUUUGUAAGCCCUCUGUAGCCGCAGCCGGCUGCCGUGAACGACCCCGGCCACCGCAUUGCUCGUGUGCAGGGCAGAGCACGGCAGCACCUUCCCGGUGCCGUCAGUGUGUGACCAGAGACUCUUCCUCCAGCUGGGGAGAGGUAGAGGAGUCGGGGCUUUUGCAGGCUUCGGUGUGGAGAUUCCCAAACGCUCCUCGAGGGCUGGGAAGGAUUCAAGCAACAUAUACCAAAGGAACACAGCUCCUCUCUCAUGCAUUUACUAAAUGGCCCUUUACAGUCCCGAUGCGGAUUGCAGCCGGUUCUGUAGCGGUGGGCUUCUUUCAAUUUAUUGUUGUCAAACAGGACCAUGUUUUCCACAGGGGUGAGCACAGUGUGUCUGUUGGCAGCACAGACCCGUACACACGUUUCUUCUCUCUGUUCAGGAGUAAAGUAUCGCUGCAAACGACGUCAGCAAACUGUGUUGAAGGAGCUUGUUCUUGUUUUAGGGUUUGCUUGGUGACCCCGAGGGCAGGAUAGAAAGGAGUGACACUACUAUGUACGUGUGUGGUGUUCUGGGGUGAAAAGCUCGAAUGUGUCAUUUUGCUGGGAAUGAUUUGGGACACGGAGUGCUACAGACUGAGUCGACCUGGAUGCGGUGCAGCCACUGGCCGCUCAGAAAGACUGCCGGGUUAUGAUACAUCGGUAUCCACUUGGACUGGUGGUAAAUAGAUGCACUGUACAAAUACCAAAUAUAUUUGUUAGGCUUUUUCUUCUCCAAAAUUCUGAUGUAUUUAUUGCUUAGCUGACCUCUGCGUUAAAUUGAGCCCGUGAAUACGCAGAUGGUCCACGUGAAAAAGUCAGAACGCUCUAUUUCAGGUGUUGAAAGGGAGGCCCUGACCAAUGAUGGCAAACUUGUGGCUGCUGUUCGGGGUCUUUUUUAAAGUAAAUUGAAAAUAACUCAUCAGUAGCAUCAAAGAGCCGUAGAAGAAACUGUGAGGUCAAAGACAUGUGGCGAACAGUGCAUCAGUGUGUAAAACACUCCCUGAAGAAGUAGUGGUUCCAGUAGCUAAAGACUUAUGGUACUGCAAGAGGAAGAGAAUCGAAAUUCUUGCGGCUACAUUAAUUGUGGCCUGUUACCUGCGUAAAAUGAUGUGCUUGGAAGUAAAAUGUCCACAUUUUUGUUGUUGAACAUGAGAUUCUAGUACAAAUGGUACUGCCGUAAAACUACCAUCUCUUCCAAACCCCUUUCCUAAGAGCCCACAGUAGAAAAGGCAGUAAUUUGAUCCAAGGAUCCUGUAUUCUUCAUCUUUGGUGAGCUAGCCUGUCUGUAUGGACCUGGAGAAGUCGGUUUGCCUUCACAAGCCCUGCUCCCCUCAGCUGAAAAACUUCACGAUGGAAGGAAAAUUAGGUCUUGGAACUGAGCUGUAUUUUCUGGGAUAAGCUGGUAAAGAAAAAACACACUUACUUGCAAGCCAAAUAUAUUUUUUGUACUUCAUAGUUAGUAAAUAUUUUUGUAUACGUGCCUUUUCAAAUAACUAUUUUGAGGAGCUAAGAAAGAUUAAUAUAUUGUGUAUUCCAAAGCUAAAUUUAUCUGAAACUUAUAUAGCCAAUUAAAAACAAAAGGGCAAAACCCAGCAACAAUAGUAAAUGAUAGGAGAGGUGUGGAAACACUUUAAUAUAUUAGUGAUAAGAAAUUCUAUGGAGCAAAAGGGACCAAAGCAAAUAUAUAUCUGCACUUCGAAUUUAAGACAAGCUUUACCAAAAAACCCACUGCUUUUUCUCAAACAAGCUGCUAACCUGGCUCUUGCUGGGGGUCUCUGUUUCUGGAUGUUGAAUAUGACACCGAUCUAAUGUACUUGUUUCAGAAAUAUUGCAUGUGGCGGGGGGAACUAAGACCUGUUUCGUGUUAGUAGCCAAAACUCACUGUCACUUGAAAAUGUGGUUGGAGGCUGCAGGGACAAACCUGAAGGUUCCCGUAGAGUUCCAGGAGUAAAGCUGUGAUUAGCACCCAGGUGAAUGCUUAACUUAGAAUUCUAUCUAUCUGAAAAAAGAAAUUCACUCCUGCCGGCACGUGAACUUGAUGCGGCACAACCUCCAGGGUCCUAAGAGUGCCCCGGGAACGGACUCGGGUGUUGGAUUCUGCCUCUCCUGACGGUUUGUCCACCGGAUCCAGCAUCCCCUGAAGUCUGAAGAUGCGGGGAGGCUAGUGUAGGUCGGCUGUCCCACCAAACCCGCCCCAGCUAGUGCUGCAGGGAUCCCUCAUGUGGUGCAACCGAAUUUGGGGUGGAAGACCCAGAUUCCUGCACAUCAACCUUCUCUUGUUAACCAGCGAUGCAGAGGUAAUGUGAACUAUUGAAAUGGGGUUUUGUGACAUCUGCUGUAGUAUAACCGUAUCACCUUCUGUUUGGAGGAGAGAGUCCCCUCCCAGCGCCCCUGCAGCACACCCAUCUGCUGAAACUUCUUGCUGUUGGGAAGUGAAAAGGGUGGCGCAGCUGUCUGUAGACUGGAAUAAUAAACGCAUGGUUCGUCAUGAGGUUUGGAUUUCUUUAAUUACAAUGUUCAGAAAAAUUCUUUAGUUGUGUUUGAAGGUCGUCUUGCUCAAGAAAUUAAAAGCUCACGUUGAUUUUACCAUACAAAGUCCUUAUCCAGUGACCCUGUAGGGACAGGAGUACCAUUAACCAUGGGAACAAUCAGCUGAGUGAACCAGUGAAGGCUUUGCUGGGAACAUGGGAAAAUGCAGGAGUUAAUCUUCUGUCCCCCGUCAUGCAGGACUCUGACGUGCCUCAGAGCUGAUGGUGGGAGAGCGUUUGCAGCCUGGACUUGCUGUGAUGCCUGCAGCGGUGCUCGAGGGUUGCUGUGUUAAAAAAGCAGCGCAGAACGUCUUCCCUCGAUGGAAGUUGGCAGGUACCCAGGUAUCGCCACCUUUGGGAGUCCAGCCUGUCCUCCUGGGUGCCUCUGCCAUCCCAAUCAUGUUUUUUUCCUAAUGGCCAGAGCAAGAGGUGCUCUUUAGAAAAACAAAUCGAUGUGAAUGUAAGAAAUGUUGCAAAUAUUAGCUGAUCUUUUCUGCUUCAGCAAAAAGAAAAGAUUUUAAGUAUAAUUACUGUAGAACCAAGCGAUUUAAUCCCUUAAUGUAGGUGUGCCUUUUCUGAAGUAAUCUCCAUACCACGUCUCCACUCCCUAAGUUUCUGACAGUGCAGGUGAACCCAGGUCCCGACCCGUAGUGAAGGGCAGGACACAGCUGUACGAGUUUAUUCAAUAAGUACUUCCUAAAACUGGCUCUCAGUCUGGCAUUUUCAUCCGUAUCCAAUGGACAUUCAAUCCCGCUCUUCACCUUUCUUUGCUCUUGUAUAAAGCCAAAAUCUGCAUAUCGUGAAUCCACCAUCUGCUGCCGUCUGCCUCUGCCCUGGUCUCCAGUUACGGUUUCAGCUCCGGCCGCUCCUGCAGGCAGCAUCUGCCUCUGGGAGAGGAAAUUAAGAGCUGGGGUCAGUUAUCGCAUUCUCCUCUCACCAUUAGUUUUUUCCCUCAACUUCAGGUCAAUUUGUUUGUUUAACAAAGCUGAGUACUUCCCCUGCCACGUUAGAUAACAGUGUUUUACGCUGUGUUUGCAGUGGUCUCCUCCUUUCACAGGGCCGCUGAUACACGUACUUUACCCAGGAGCAAAAUCUCAUUUGUUUAUUCCUGAGCGAGACAAAGAUGGGCAGGUACGGUGCCUGGGCGAAAGCAUUUUGUAAGGUAGUUUUGGAGGGUUGUUUUCCUUGCAGAGCUGCAAGCAGACAGCCCUCCUGCCUUCCCUCGGUGGCUUCGUGUCUGGCGCUUUGUCACGAGAAGGACGGCCGGGCGCCUGGCCGGCUGCGUGUGCCGAGCAGCUGGUCUUCCUACCGGGGUUGGGUUUUGGUUGUUGGAGACUUGAGGCUCGGUUCCCCUUCGAUGUGCUGGAGAUACACUCCACCCACAGCAAGAGGGUUUUCCUCGUGCCUGUAGUGAGUUUGAGUGUUGAUUUUUAAGAGCAGAUGCCUUAUUUUUUAGUACACAGGAACUCGAAAUGCUGUACAGAAAUUAGGUCUGCAAGCACAACCCCUUUUCAGGCACAUUUCUUACAAAAGCCAGUGAAAUUUAAAUAUGCUAUUACACAUUUAGAAUUGAAGUUAUCAGAGGCGAAAAACUGCAGAGGAAACUGAAUUUCUGUAUUAAUCUCCCAAGGCAGACUUUUGCUGACAGCUGGACUGUCAUAGCCAGAAUAGGAGCUGCCACUCAGCUUCCCCCCCCCGCCGCCGACUUCAAAAUGCCUGUCUGCUGAGGCAGCGGGUGCCAAGGGACGCAGCGAAGGGCUGGAAGGAGAGGUUCACGCUCAGGACUUGGGUACUCGAAGCUGUCUGAAAUGGAACGGAGCCAGGAGUCCAGGCUCGGUGCCUCUCCUGGGCUCCGGCCCCGUCUUGGCAAGAGACCUGGCAAGUCCCUGCCAAGAAACGGGGAGAAAGUAGGGAAGAGGGUCAGGCCGUGAUCUGCAUCAGAGUCUUCCUCCGAUUGCUGGGGGCAAAGCGGGUUUCGCCUGAUGACCUUCGUCUUCAUCUCGGCUCUGACGCGGUCCGCUCCGGCCAGGGCUGCUCCUGGGCUGGGUGCCUGGGAGAGCCGAAGGGGCUCGUCUGCCCUGGGGCACAGCAAGGGAAGAGAAAUGCCACAGAAACACAUUUUGGAGCAUCCGGAGGGCACGGUGCCACCAUAAACCCGGGGCUUGGCUGCGGGAGUAACAUAGCACAGCUUCUAUUUGCUUCUAACAGUGAAACUGUUAAUGCUUCCCUAUAAAUGUACCUACGCCUUUGCUACAAGUAAUUAAUUCAAUGUUAAUUCCCCGUAACGUUGGUCAUUUUGCAGAGAGAUGGGGGUUUUUUUUGCUAUGGCUCCAUACCCACCAGGAAAGGCUUUUCAAUUUAAACUGGACAAGCAAUUAGGAGGAACCACGUGCAGCUUCUGAAGUACAUAUUAAGCCCUAAUAUUAAGCUCUUGCAAAUUAAUUUUGAAGAGCAUUCAGGAGUAUAGCUCAUUUAUCUAAGAAAAUUCAUCAAUGUGUCAUUAUUCCUUUGACAUGUCACUUGCAGCUACAGUUAAAUGUCCUGAUUUUUUUAAACUGCAAUUGAUGUUUGAAGCAGCAAGAAACUGGUUUUCAUAUUUUGUACACGUGUAGAUUGUGAGUCUGUCUUUGAGCCAUUGAUCUGUGCAAUCAGCCUCGGGUUUGAAAGUUUGCAGUAAAACGGGGUUUGGGUUUUUCUUUUCCCCUUGCAUUAACUGUGAACUAAUUCCUUUUCUGUAUGUGGCUUUCAUUUCUGGAGCAUUUACGGUAAUUAUUUCCCACUAAUGAGAGUGUAACU